GCCCAUAAAGAGCGAUGCAGCCCUUUACAUCUGUGAUCCUGCUGUAUUCGGAGACUCUGUUCCCUUAGUGAUUCCAAUACCAUUGAAGGGGGCGAGUCAGAAAAGCAAAGAGUUGCUUGCCAGUUUGUAAGACUGAGGUCCGCGAGGAAUUCCUAGAAACCACGAGUAUAAACCGAUCGGAGAUGGGGUUUCCGUAUUAGCACUUGGGGUUUCUCAUUUCGAGUCAUCCAUAUAAAGCAAGCAGACUAGCCACGUUGGAAAGAGAACUUAUCUUCCUUGGAGCGUAUAGAUUUGCUAGUUCCUUGUACAUAGUCAGAUAGAGAACGAAGGAGCAUUUUUGUAAGGCGAGCAAGCAUGGCGAUUAACGAGGACAUUGAAAAUCAAGAAACUGGGGACAGAGGAGUAAGAGAGCGGCUCCUCGUGCCGCAAGAGAAGGACCGAGCUGGCAAAGAUGAGGGAACCGAUAAGGGUCGUCUGUGGAUGGUCUAUUUCACCACAUUCGUUGCAGUUUGCGGUUCCUAUGAAUUGGGGACCUGCGCAGGUUAUUCAUCACCAACUCAGGAUGCUAUAGUGGAGGAACUUAGUCUCUCUACAGCUGAGAACAGUGUUGUUCAAGACUCUUUGAGAGUUUUAGCUUUGGGAUUUAGUCAUAUCAUGGACGGAGGACGUGACAGCAAAAACAUUUGCCUCAAAAUGCAGACAAUGAGAAUAGCGAGUGCUCUUUGUGUAGCAGGAUGGCUUGCUAUUUACUUUGCUGAGGGAGCACUGGCUCUGGAUAUCAGAAGAUUGGCCACGGGAUAUGGAAUGGGAGUCUUUUCCUAUGUGCUUAUGAUCGUUGCUGGAGUGUCUGUUUCCUUCAUUAUCGGGACAGUAUUAGCUUGGAGGGUUUUGGCAUUAAUUGGUCUAAUCCCCUGUGCAGUCCUACUGUUCGGCCUGUUUUUCACUCCAGAGUCUCCUAGAUGGCUGGCGAAAACAAGCCGCGAAAAGGAGUUUGAAGCCGCGCUGCAGAAACUCCGUGGAAAGGAUGCGGACAUUUCUGAAGAGGCUGCUGAAAUACAAGACUACAUCGAAACUCUUCAACUGCUCCUGAAAGCCAACAUUCUCGAUUUAUUUCAGAGAAGAUAUCUGAGCUCUGUCAUCAUUGGUGUUGGAUUGAUGGUCGUCCAGCAGUUUGGAGGGAUAAAUGGCGUCUGUUUCUAUACAAGCAAUAUUUUUGAGGAAGCAGGUUUCUCCUCCAGUGUUGGAACCAUAACUUAUGCAAUCCUCCAGGUUAUUGCCACGGCUAUUGUCGCUGCACUAGUCGAUAGAGCUGGAAGAAAGCCCCUUCUCUUGAUCUCGGGGACAGGAUUGGUCCUGGGAUGCAUAGUAACUGCCCUUUCAUUCUUUCUAAAGGUUCAUGAUCUGGCAGCUGAUGCUGUCCCAAUACUUGCCGUCACCGGCAUUCUGCUAUACAUAGCAGCAUUUUCGGCUGGAAUGGGCGCAGUUCCUUGGGUCGUGAUGUCUGAGAUUUUCCCCAUCAAUAUCAAAGGAGUAGCUGGAGGUUUCGCAACACUUGUGAACUGGUUCGGCGCUUGGGCAGUUUCCUACACUUUCAACUACUUAAUGAGCUGGAGCUCCUACGGUACCUUCCUUCUUUAUGCAGUGAUUAACGCCACAGGGAUGGUGUUCGUGAUCACGGUGGUCCCUGAAACGAAAGGGAGGAGUCUUGAGCAGAUUCAAGCAGCUAUCAACAGAGAAUGAAAAAUGCCUGCACUCUUCCAUGUAGUCCCAUUUGAGCUUACAUGACUCUUGCAAUACCACACAUUCGGAGAUGGAAAAUGAUCAUGAAGCAGGUAACAGCAUCUUUUGUUUGAUAAAACGACGUUGUUGUUGAGAUCUGUCAGUUCAUUCGGUUUUAUUGCAGGAAAGAGAUGGGUUAUUUUACAGGAGAGUAGUGAUUGAUUUACAAGAAUAAUACUCUCAAUUGCUAGUGAAAAAGCACGUAUUGCUUUAUUUUUAUGAAUGCGAAUAUUGCAACUAUAGUCUUCAUGCGUGUCGGGCAAUGACAAAGCAAGUGACUUUCAAAUUGAGGCUCCCGUCCAUCUAUUGCUGGUUGAGAAAUUACUGUAUGGCUUUUAUUUUUCUUGUAACGGGUAACGAUAGUCUUUAGUGCUGUUAUUAAUCUUUUAGUUACAAA
Messenger RNA from Eucalyptus grandis, 2176 nucleotides. RefSeq names its product sugar transporter ERD6-like 7. The transcript is spliced from 16 exons. Gene Ontology annotation, molecular function: sugar transmembrane transporter activity. Gene Ontology annotation, biological process: carbohydrate transport; transmembrane transport. Lineage: Eukaryota; Viridiplantae; Streptophyta; Magnoliopsida; Myrtales; Myrtaceae. Bases 355 to 1740 code for a protein of 461 amino acids. Gene Ontology annotation, cellular component: membrane. The record is from RefSeq and is a predicted model, not a curated record.